CUCUAACAAAGUUUGCCAGUCUUCCUCAGCAUUGUCUCUAUUUUGCCCGUCUGACAUAGAAUAUUUUAAUCCUGGAGAUGAUGCUGUUUUAUUGUGUCAUCUUGAGCCAGCUAUCAGUGCUGCUUCAUUGGAGAUCAAGUGGUGGAAAAAGGCUGAUCUGGUCUUCCAUUAUAAGGAUGGAUUGAUAAUGGAAAGCUAUGAGGGUCGAGUGAAUUUCUCAGUGGAUGAUCUACACAAUGGAAAUGUGUCUUUGACUCUCAGAGACGUCAGAUCAUCACAGAUGGGCAUCUAUAUUUGUGAAGUCUCUGAUGAAUAUCGGACAGUGAAGGAAUAUAUUUUUCUACACAUCAGCUCUGUAAACUUUAGUCUUGUGGCUCCUACUGACCCUGUGUAUGCUGAUCCUGGAGCAGAUGUCGUUUUACCUGUUCAUCUCUCACCUGAAACCAGUGCUGCAUCUAUGGAAAUCAGAUGGCUUAAAGGGACAGAGUUUAUUUAUUACUAUAAGAAAGGGGGGUACAGAGCAAAUGAUGACUAUGAGAACCGAGUGAGUCUGUUCUUCCAGGAGCUGGACAGAGGAAAUCUUUCACUGAUUUGGAGAAAUGUUCAGUCAUCAGAUUCAGGAGAAUAUACAUGCACAGUAAUUCAGAAUGGAUGUCAGAAGAUAGGAACAAUUCACCUACAUGUAAAAGGUACAAGUACAAGUAGUAUGGAAGGAAUUCCCCCACUCAUGGAAAGAGAGCGUGGCGGUGCCAUGGGGCAAGAGUUAUCAUCCCCAAAUGCAUCAUCAGAGGUUCUGCAAACUGUAAGAACAUCAGAAUCCUUCAUUUCAAUAGAAGAAACUACACAAACCCAAGACAACCCUGGAGGAACAAUGCCAAACACUCAGGAAAGGCAAGGGAGAUCCUCAUUAACUGUACAACUACAGGAACAAAAAGAGAAAGAACAUCACGAUCAGUCAGAGCAACAAACGGAAAUACAGCACAAACACCAGAAAGGCCACAAAACACAGCACCAGGGAAUCCAAGGAGAUGGCCAUUGACAAUAAGAUGCAACAUAAUAUAAUUAAACAUACAGUUGUUAACAUUAGUUAACUGAACAUGUUUAAUCAAGUUUUUUAUAGUGGGUGUUAGGGACAUUUGAUGUGUAAAAUUCCCAAAACUUUGUUUAGAGCAACUUCACAUGUAUGUUACCAUUGACUGCAAAAAACUUGUAUUAAAAUAUGUAGAUAUCUUGUACUAAUUUGUUAAUACUUUGUUAAUUGAGUGCAUGAGGUGGCCAAUAUUUCACACUUCAUUUUUUCAGUUAAUUAAGUGUAUCAUCUGGGUGUUUAAAGUGCAUUUUUUUCCUUUUUGGAAUUGUAAAUAACACUGGGUCUAUUAAUUCACCUUCAAUGCAGAAGUAAGCUUAUGGGUGAUGACUUCGGGUUCAAUAGCCACUAUAGGGAAAUAACGAGAAAUAACAUGCAGUAAACUGUAAAACUGUUUGCACUACAAACCAGUGUGUUAAUUAUGAAGUUAUUACAUUAAAAUAAUAGAUAAGACACAACAAUUUGCAAU
This is a messenger RNA of Labeo rohita (rohu), 1556 nucleotides long. RefSeq names its product butyrophilin-like protein 2. The transcript has 4 exons. Bases 188 to 1039 code for a protein of 283 amino acids. NCBI's taxonomy places the organism in Eukaryota, Metazoa, Chordata, Actinopteri, Cypriniformes, Cyprinidae. The record is from RefSeq and is a predicted model, not a curated record.